This is a messenger RNA of Enhydra lutris kenyoni (northern sea otter), 1980 nucleotides long. It is a transcript of the gene SARS1, whose product is annotated as seryl-tRNA synthetase. The record is from RefSeq and is a predicted model, not a curated record. Gene Ontology annotation, biological process: seryl-tRNA aminoacylation. NCBI's taxonomy places the organism in Eukaryota, Metazoa, Chordata, Mammalia, Carnivora, Mustelidae. The coding region runs from base 95 to 1705 and encodes 536 amino acids. The transcript is spliced from 12 exons. Gene Ontology annotation, molecular function: tRNA binding; serine-tRNA ligase activity; ATP binding. Gene Ontology annotation, cellular component: cytosol.
GGAGGGCGGGUCAGCGCGCCGGCGCAGUGCGGUGGUCACUGGACGCUGUGCUACGUUCCUUACGUCCCUUAGCGUUGGCCGGGGAGAAGUGAAGAUGGUGCUGGAUCUGGAUUUGUUUCGGGUAGAUAAAGGAGGGGACCCAGCCCUCAUCCGAGAGACUCAGGAGAAGCGCUUCAAAGACCCGGGAUUAGUAGAUCAGCUGGUGAAGGCAGACGGAGAGUGGCGACGAUGCAGAUUUCGGGCGGACAACUUGAACAAGCUGAAGAACCUGUGCAGCAAGACAAUUGGAGAGAAAAUGAAGAAAAAAGAGCCAGUGGGAGAUGAGUCCAUUCCGGAGGAUGUAUUAAAUCUCGAUGACCUCACUGUAGACACUUUAGCUAACCUGAAAGUCUCACAAAUCAAAAAAGUCCGACUCCUCAUCGAUGAGGCCAUCCUAAAAUGUGAUGCCGAGCGGAUAAAGCUGGAAGCAGAGCGGUUUGAGAACCUCCGAGAGAUCGGGAACCUCCUGCAUCCCUCCGUGCCCAUCAGCAAUGAUGAGGAUGCCGACAACAAAGUAGAGAGGAUCUGGGGCGAUUGUACAGUCAGGAAGAAGUACUCUCACGUGGACCUGGUGGUGAUGGUAGAUGGCUUUGAAGGCGAAAAGGGGGCCGUGGUGGCUGGAAGUCGAGGCUAUUUCCUGAAGGGUGUCCUGGUAUUCCUGGAACAGGCGCUCAUCCAGUAUGCCCUUCGCACCUUGGGGAGUCGGGGCUACACCCCCAUUUAUACCCCCUUUUUCAUGAGGAAGGAGGUCAUGCAGGAAGUGGCGCAGCUCAGCCAGUUUGAUGAAGAACUUUAUAAGGUGAUUGGCAAAGGCAGUGAAAAGUCUGAUGACAACUCCUAUGAUGAGAAAUAUCUGAUUGCCACCUCCGAGCAGCCCAUUGCUGCUCUGCACCGGGACGAGUGGCUGCGGCCCGAGGAUUUGCCAAUCAAAUAUGCCGGCCUGUCCACCUGCUUUCGCCAGGAGGUGGGCUCCCACGGCCGAGACACCCGCGGCAUCUUCCGAGUCCAUCAGUUUGAGAAGAUUGAACAGUUUGUCUACUCAUCACCACACGACAACAAGUCAUGGGAGAUGUUUGAAGAGAUGAUUAGUACCGCAGAAGACUUCUACCAGUCUUUGGGGAUCCCUUACCACAUUGUGAAUAUUGUCUCAGGUUCUUUGAAUCAUGCUGCCAGUAAGAAGCUUGACCUGGAGGCCUGGUUUCCGGGCUCGGGAGCCUUCCGUGAGUUAGUCUCCUGUUCUAACUGCACAGACUAUCAGGCUCGCCGGCUCCGAAUCCGAUAUGGGCAAACCAAGAAGAUGAUGGACAAGAUAAAGAAAAAUCCCCAUUUGUGUGCAGAAGACAUGCUGAAGACAGUGUCUUCCCCCUCCCCCAAGAAGGUGGAGUUUGUCCAUAUGCUCAAUGCUACAAUGUGUGCCACCACCCGCACCAUCUGCGCCAUCCUGGAGAACUACCAGACAGAGGAGGGCAUCGUCGUGCCUGAGAAGUUGAAGGAGUUCAUGCCGCCUGGUCUCCAAGAACUGAUCCCCUUUGUGAAGCCUGCACCCAUUGACCAGGAGCCAUCAAAGAAGCAGAAGAAGCAGCAUGAGGGCAGCAAAAAGAAAGGGGCAGCCAGAGAUGUCCCCCUAGAAAACCGGCUGCAGAACAUGGAAGUCACCAAUUCCUGAACAUUCCUUCCUCCCAGUUUGUCGGGCUUUCGUUUCUGUCAGCUGGGAUCUCAGAGCCUGCCCACGGGCAGGGAAGCCAAGCACCCACUCAUCACCCGCCCCAUCUGACUGCAUUGCUAAAGGGGAACAGUCUGCCAUGUAAAGCGCGACGUCCCCGUCUCCUUGCAUGGGCACAGGAUCCAUUCACUGACGACCGAUGAAACCAUGUAAUAAAGCAUCUCUGGGGGAAGGCUAGGACUCUUCCACGGUCUUCUGCCCAGGGCUCGAACCCUGUC